Messenger RNA from Drechmeria coniospora, 2247 nucleotides. RefSeq names its product oligosaccharyl transferase STT3 subunit. Gene Ontology annotation, cellular component: membrane. Bases 1 to 2247 code for a protein of 748 amino acids. Gene Ontology annotation, molecular function: dolichyl-diphosphooligosaccharide-protein glycotransferase activity. The transcript has 5 exons. NCBI's taxonomy places the organism in Eukaryota, Fungi, Ascomycota, Sordariomycetes, Hypocreales, Ophiocordycipitaceae. Gene Ontology annotation, biological process: post-translational protein modification. The record is from RefSeq and is a predicted model, not a curated record.
AUGACGGCCACAGACAAACUCCGCUCUACGGGCGCAAGCUCGGAAAGCACGAGAACUAUGCUGAGAGUUGUCAUUCUCUGUCUCAUCGCCGCCGCUGCCGUUUCCAGCCGUCUCUUUUCCGUCAUUCGUUUCGAGAGCAUCAUUCACGAAUUCGAUCCGUGGUUCAACUUCCGCGCGACCAAGUAUCUCGUUGCCAAUGGCUUUUACAAGUUCUGGGACUGGUUCGACGACCGGACCUGGCACCCUCUCGGUCGAGUCACCGGUGGCACACUCUAUCCGGGCCUCAUGGUCACGUCGGGUGUCAUCUACCACGCUCUGCGAGCCAUGACCAUCCCCGUCGAUAUUCGCAACGUCUGCGUUCUUCUCGCGCCUGCCUUCUCCGGCCUGACGGCCUUUUCAGCCUAUCUCCUUACGAAUGAGAUGACCACCUCGCCGUCCGCCGGUCUACUGGCCGCCGCCUUCAUGGGAAUCGCCCCCGGCUACAUCUCGCGAUCCGUUGCCGGCAGCUACGACAACGAGGCCAUUGCCAUCUUCCUCCUUGUCUUCACCUUUUACCUGUGGAUCAAGGCUGUCAAGCUGGGAUCCAUGCUCUGGGGCGCGCUGUGCGCCCUGUUCUACGGCUAUAUGGUUGCCUCGUGGGGUGGAUAUGCCUUCAUCACCUGCCUGUUGCCCCUGCACACCUUCGUGCUCAUCUGCAUGGGACGCUACAGCACUCGUCUCUACGUCAGCUACUGCACUUGGUACGCCUUGGGAACGCUGGCCAGCAUGCAGAUCCCCUUUGUCGGAUUCUUGCCCGUCAAGACGAGCGAGCAUAUGCCCGCGCUUGGCAUCUUCGGCUUCAUCCAGCUCGUCGCUUUCAUCCAGUACGUUCGAUCCGUCAUCUCCGGCCGACAGCUGCAGACCUUGCUCGCGGCCAUUGUCAUCGCUACAUUCGGCAUCGGACUCGUCGGCCUCGUCGGCCUGACUUCGCUCGGCUACAUCGCACCGUGGAACGGACGUUUCUACUCCCUCUGGGACACGGGCUAUGCCAAAAUUCACAUCCCCAUCAUCGCAUCCGUCUCCGAGCACCAGCCUACCGCCUGGCCUGCCUUUUUCUUCGACCUCAACAUGCUCAUCUGGCUCUUCCCCGCCGGCAUUUACUUGUGCUUCCAGGAUCUCCGCGAUGAGCACGUCUUCGUCAUCGUAUAUGGUCUCUUCGGCAGCUACUUUGCCGGCGUCAUGGUCCGACUCAUGCUCACCCUUACCCCCAUCGUCUGCGUCACCGGUGGCAUGGCCGUUUCCUACGUCCUCGACAUCUAUCUGAGGACCAAGUCGCCCGUCCCGGAAGAGGUUGAGGCCGCGUCAUCGGCGCCGCCGUCGAAGAAGGCCGCCAAGAGCCACGGUCUCCGCGGAAGCGAAAAGCCUUCUGUCGGAAUCUUCGCCUCGACCGCCAAGACGAGCGUCGUUUCCUCCUUGAUCAUCUACCUGCUCAUGUUUGUCUCCCACUGUACUUGGGUCACCUCCAACGCGUACUCCUCUCCCUCCGUGGUUCUCGCGAGCCGAUUGCCCGACGGGUCCCAGCACAUCAUCGACGACUACCGAGAGGCCUACCAAUGGCUCCGCCAGAACACGAAGGAGGACGCCAAGAUUUUGUCGUGGUGGGACUACGGAUAUCAGAUUGGCGGCAUGGCUGACCGGCCGACGCUUGUGGAUAACAACACUUGGAACAACACACACAUUGCGACGGUGGGCAAAGUCAUGGCCUCGCGCGAGGAGGUCAGCUAUCCCAUCAUGCGUCAGCACGAAGUCGACUAUGUCUUGGUCGUGUUCGGAGCGCUGCUCGGCUACAACGGAGAUGACAUUAACAAGUUCCUCUGGAUGAUUCGAAUUGCCGAAGGCAUCUGGCCAGACGAGGUCAAGGAACGCGACUUCUUCACCCGCCGCGGUGAGUACCGUGUUGACCAGGACGCGACGGACACGAUGAAGAACAGCUUGAUGUACAAGAUGAGCUACUACAACUACCACACCAUGUUCCCUCCGGGCAAAGCCGUCGACCGAGUGCGCAAUUCUCGCCUUCCCGAAGAGGGACCUGUCCUCAACACUCUCGAGGAGGCCUUCACCAGCGAGAACUGGAUCAUUCGCAUCUACAAGGUCAAGGACUUGGACAACGUCGGCCGCGACCUCUUUUCCGCCGCUGCGUUCGAUCGUGGCCAGAGGAAGAAGAAGCUGAACAAGAAGAGGGGACCCCGCGUGCUGCGUGUCGACUAG